AUGGUGAUUACGCGUAGUAACAACGGAGAAUCAUCGAAGCGUCGCAAGGAUGAACAAACAACCCAGGGGGCCACAGAAGAGGCCUCCGGGGGCGACUCAGCCGCUAGUGGUUCAACAAACACCACUAGCGAAACCACAACGGUCAGCGAUACGACCGCUACCUCGGCAACCGAUAGAACAACCGCAACGGAAGAAACCCAGCAAGAGGGUGAUCAAAGAUCGCAGUGCACAUUGAAGCCCGGCGAGACUAGGUCACGCCGCUCCGUAGCCUCACGCAAGAGACUCCUCGCGGAGUUAGAGGCGAAAGAGCGGUUAGCCGAACUCAAGCUCGAGCAGGCUCAGUUGCAAGCAAGAACAGAAUUGCAAGAAAUACACGUGCAGCGACUACAAGCAGAAGCCGGAUCAACCGAUGAAGAUGAAGAAAUAGAAGACGAUUUGGCAUCAGUGCGCAUUAGUACAUGGUUGCAAGAAAAACCUACAUCGCAACCCGCGCCUCAGCCCGCGCCACAACCCGCGCCACAACCCGCGCCGCAGCCCGCGCCGCAACCCACGUCGUACUUCGCGCCGCAACCAGCACUGCAGAUCGCACCACCCGUACUUCAACAGUGUGCGCCGCAAUACGCUCCGCAACAUACCGCGCCGCAGAAAGAAGACUAUGGACAGGCGCAGCAGCAAAUCGACGUCGCUACCUUAGCCGCUGCUCUAUCACAAGCAGUACGAAGCACAAGGGAGCCGCCGAAAUAUAUACAAGAGCUGCCCUCAUUCAAUGGUAGCAGCAAGGAGUGGCUCAGCUUCAAGACAAUGUACGAAGAAUCUUCAAAGUACUUCACGGCGAACGAAAACAUAGCGAGAAUACGCCGAAGCUUAAAAGGGACAGCAAAAGAAGCCGCAGGUUGCCUACUUAUAAGCCAACCAGAUCCCAGAAUUAUAAUAGAAGCUUUGGAAAGGAGAUUCGGACGACCAGAAGCGUUAAUUCACUUGGAAAUAGAGAAGCUGAAGCUGCUGAACAAAGUUACGGACAAUCCCAGGGAGCUAUGCAUAUUCGCAAAUCGCAUAGCGAACGUAGUGGGCACCGUGGAAGCACUCAAGAAAGCACACUAUCUGCAUAGUCCAGAAAUGACGCGAGUUAUCACAGACAAACUCACGCCCAUAUUGAAAAGCAAAUGGUACGACUAUGCAGCCAGAAAGAAAGAAGAUAUCCCAGAGCUUAAGAAGAUAUCAAUGUUCUUAAACGAAGAAGCGGAUAAAUGCAGCGCGUAUGCCUUGCCGGAGUUCAUCGCAGAGGACAGCGAAACGAGAGAGCGAAGACCGAGAAAAAUAGAACGUGCCUUCGCCACAAGCAAGAAACCAUAUGAAGAACGCUGCCCUCAAUGCAAACAAGAACACAAACUGCCCGAUUGCAAGUCAUACGCCGCUCUGUCCACAAAUGACAGAUGGGAAGUAGCAAAGAAGUACAAUAUCUGCUACCGCUGUCUGCGAGGCAAACAUCGUCGAUUACUGUGCAAAGCUCCACCGUGCGGAAAAGGCGGAUGCAUGAUGAAACACCAUAAAUUGUUGCAUCACGACAGAACAGCAGUAAUGGAAAAAGAACCCGCUAUGGAAACCGCAACAUCGGCAAAGGAGGUCAACACAGCGACUCGACCGUACAAGCACCGCCGCGCUUACCUAAAGAUUGCGCCCGUAACAAUAAGGGGGCCGCUAAGCUGCGUCGAAACAUACGCAUUAUUGGAUGAAGGGAGCACGGUCACCUUAGUCGAUGCCUCAAUCGCCGACGUCAUCGGCGCCGACGGCCCAGCCCACACAAUGUGGAUACAAGGGGUCGGCUCGGAGGUGAAACACGAGAAGAGCAAGAUCGUCAGCUUUAAAAUAAGAGGAACGUACGCGCAAGAAGAACACAACAUAGAAGCAGCGCGUACUGUAGAGCGGUUGGACUUCGCGCCAGAAUCCGUGAAUGAAGAUCACUUGGGGAAUUGCCCACAUCUGUUGGAUAUCAAAGAGGAUAUCACCUACGAACGCGCCUCACCGAAAGUACUAAUCGGGCAAGAUAACUGGCACCUCAUAGUGUCUAGAAAACUGCGCGUCGGCCGUCGAGACCAACCAGUCGCCUCAUACACCAACCUGGGCUGGGUUCUGCAUGGCUGUCAUAGCUCAUUGACGUCGACGGUCACCUUCUGCGGCAGACUACAUCAGAGGGAAGAUGCACCACCGAUAGAAGAAGAAAUAAAAAAUUAUUUCAAAUUGGAGUCGCUGUGCAUCGAGCCGAGAAGACCGAAAGAAGAUCCCGAGCAGCGAGCCAUGCAAAUAUUGGACGAAACCAGCCAGAGGUCAGCGGACGGCAGAUUCGAGACAGGGUUGUUGUGGAAACAAAAGGACUUCCAAAUACCAAAUAAUUAUAAAGAAGCGGAAAGGCGCCUGCACACCUUAGAGAAGAGGCUCGACCGAGACAGCAAUCUCAAGCUACAGUACGAAGAACGCAUCGAGAACCUCUUCAACUCGGGUUACGCAGAGCGCGCGCCAAUGCCACCGCCGCAAGGAAGGACAUAG
Messenger RNA from Parnassius mnemosyne (clouded apollo), 2544 nucleotides. The record is from the annotation of a GenBank genome assembly. Lineage: Eukaryota; Metazoa; Arthropoda; Insecta; Lepidoptera; Papilionidae.